Molecule: messenger RNA, 1029 nt
Organism: Bipolaris sorokiniana ND90Pr
Lineage: Eukaryota; Fungi; Ascomycota; Dothideomycetes; Pleosporales; Pleosporaceae
Exons: 1
Coding region: 1-1029 (342 amino acids)
Source: RefSeq, a predicted model, not a curated record
AUGCAACACCAGGGAACAUGGAACGAGCAAACCGCAAAAGAGAAUAUGAAAGUCUAUAAGAUUGCGCCAGGAAUUUUCGCUCCUUAUUUAACCAACCUCUUCGUCCACCAUCCUUUCGAGCGGAAACGCACGACACAAACGGCGCUUAAAAAGUCUCACCCUACGAUCUACGCCCUCAUCCAAAUCAACGGCCAUUCCUCAGUCGCCAUGCGAGAAGCAGGCGAUUCCCCGUUCAUGGCAUUGCCAACCGAACUGCGGUGUCAAAUCUACAGCUAUCUGCCGGACAUCGCCUACGAGCCCAUUUUCCCCGAGCCCAUUUUCCCCGAGCCCGGCAUCUGCAGCUGUGAAGUAUAUCGAAUGCCAACCGCAAUACUACAGCUUAACAAGACUAUAUACGAAGAGGUGAAGCAUCCCUCGAUACAGAAGCCCAUACAGAAGGCCAAUGAUCAGCUUCUACCAAGAAUUGUUCUCGGUCCGACACGCACUGAGAUAGAUCCUGUAUACAUCGCGCUCUCGCAUAGCUUCCACUGGGCCGGCGUACACCUCUAUACCUUUCUAAAUGGGCCCAAAAACUACGGUAACGAGAGGAUCGAGAAUAUCGGCCUUUACCUCGAUACAUGGUACAACAAUACGUCUCUGAUCGGGCGGUUUCCUGGUAGAUAUGAAGAUGAUUUCGUUACCCCGGCUGGGUGCAUGACCGAGCGCUUGGACAGGUUUGUGAGGCAAACCUUGAAGAGAAUGGUGAAUAGGAAGACGAGCGACAUUCGCUUUCGGAUCUUGGUACACCCAUUCGGACCGCUUCCUGCGCGACGAAAUAUGUCCGGAGAUCGUUUCUCCAACUACACAUUCUACGACUCAGUGGCUGCGCUUGCCGCUGUACAGCGAGCGCGGGGUAAUGGGACGGACCGCGAAUACCAUCUAGCAAAGGCGCGCACGAGAGAGGUCACGGCUUGUUUGGCAUCUCUAUGUCUCUAUUGCGAGAGUUUCACCCGAAGUGAUUCACCUGUACCUAGUCUACGCCAGUACUAG